This is a messenger RNA of Thunnus maccoyii (southern bluefin tuna), 920 nucleotides long. Its product is annotated as protein ATP6V1FNB. NCBI's taxonomy places the organism in Eukaryota, Metazoa, Chordata, Actinopteri, Scombriformes, Scombridae. The transcript is spliced from 4 exons. Bases 1 to 567 code for a protein of 188 amino acids. The record is from RefSeq and is a predicted model, not a curated record.
AUGUGUUGCCUGCUGACGACCCAGAGCCAGAACUGCUACCGGGAACAGAUCCAGAAGGAGAUGUUUACCCGUUUGGCCUGGAAGAGCCGCUACGCCAAACUCUACCCGUCCUGCGACAAUCCCCGAAAAAACAGCACAGACUCGACACAGCUGCCCCACCUGCCUGCUGACCCCCAGGCUUUCCUGCCUCCUGUCACCAGAACACCUGAGAAGAAGAGUGUCCCUCCUCUUCCUCCUCCUGUGCUCUCUAUGGAAGGGGAGGGGCGACUCAAUGUGGCCCCUCUGAUGAGGCCAAUUUCCCCCAAGACCAGACAGGCUCUCUAUCAGGAUUCCUCUCACCACGAGAAGGGGCGGAGUCUCUACCUGCAGAGACGUGGCCUGAUGAGACCUGAGGAGAAGUUUGACUUUCCUCUGCUGUCGUCUUGGGAGUACGGCUGGAGGCUGGGUGACUACACUCUGGAUUACAGAACUCCACCCCACGCCAGGUCGUCAGUGGUGAAGAACACUUUCUACGCCAGGAACGGCGUGUUCAGCAGCCCGUCGGCUACCGACACACCUGGUGUGUGAUUUUAGAGCAGCUAAAAGUCUUUCAUGUGAUAAACACCAUUCCUGUUUGUUUUAUGACACAACUUUAGUUUUAAUGGCAAAUAGUGCCAACAAAUCCCCCAAACACCCCCACUACCCCGCUCAUGUCAUCACUGUGGGAUUUGGUGGUACUAUAACCCAUUUUGGGAUCAUGACAAAUGGCAAAUUUUGGGAGCCCGAUAUAAAAUGUUGGCAUUUGGGAUUGCUAUAACAAAAUUAGGGAGUGCUUCCCUUAAAAUUACACAGUAUUUUGUUUUUAUGAGGCUUUUUGAAUUUUAUGAGGUUAAUUAUUUUGUGUUUGAGAGAUUUUAUUCUGACUUCCUCCCACACAGAAA